AUGGGGGAGGAGUCCACCAGCGGUGGCACGGGCGGGAGAUUCGGCGACUGGGUCGUCAUAGUGGCCGGCGUGGCUGCCCUAGUGGCCAGUCUCCUCACCGUUCUGUCUGUCUGGCUUCAAGCGAAAAACUACCGGAAACCGCUGCUGCAGAGAUAUGUAGUUCGGAUACUGUUGAUGGUACCUAUCUUCUCGAUAGCAUCAUGGGCCAGCCUCAUAUCUUUGACGGCUGCCUUCUGGAUAGCCCCGCUCCGCGAUGUCUACGAGGCUUUCACCAUCUACACCUUUUUCCAGCUCCUCAUCAAUUUCAUCGGCGGUGAGCGUGCCCUCAUCAUCUUGAUGCAUGGCCGCCCUCCGGUCCCCCACUUAUGGCCUCUCAACUACGUCCUGCCAAAGGUCGACAUCUCGGACCCUCAUACCUUCCUUUCCAUCAAGCGUGGGAUACUGCAGUACACAUGGGUGAAGCCUAUACUUGCCAUUGCCACCAUUAUCAUGAAGGCAACCGGCACGUACCAGGAGGGCUACAUUGCCCUCUCGUCAGGCUACUUCUGGAGCAGCCUGAUCUACAACGUCAGCAUCUCUGUGAGCCUGUAUGCUCUGGCCAUGUUCUGGGUUUGCAUGGCACACGACCUGAAACCCUUCCGCCCGAUGCCAAAAUUCUUGUGCAUCAAGGGCAUCAUCUUUGCCUCUUACUGGCAGGGCUUUUUCUUGUCUAUCCUCGUCUGGCUCGGUGCCAUUCCAGACGAUGUCCCAGGCUAUACGCCUGACAACUUAGCAGCGUCCAUUCAGGAUGCCCUCAUUUGCUUUGAGAUGCCCGUGUUUGCCAUCGCUCAUUGGUACGCUUUUUCGCACCACGACUACGCCGACCGCACAAUUUCUGCUGCGAGAAUGCCUGUCAAGUACGCUCUGCGGGAUGCCUUUGGCCCCAUGGAUCUCAUCCAGGACACCAAGGACACCUUUGCUGGAAAGCACUAUGAGUACCGAUACUUUGACGCCCGUGAUAAUGUGCUUGCCCACGAAGAGUCGGCUUCUCGUGUUGCUCGAAUGAUGGAGGGCAUGCGCUAUGAGAGAGGCGGUAAAGGCAAGUACUGGAUCCCAAAGCCAGGCACCGACAGCAGAACACCAUUGCUGGGCAACUUCGUGUCGUCUAGUAGAGCGAGGGCCAUGAGCCCUGGUGCUCACAGAGCCCUUGAGCAAGCAAAGAAGUAUGGUUCCACCGAAGACGACAUGGAAGAGCCAGAGCUCAACCCAGAGGACGAGCGGCUCUUUACAAAUGCCAGAGCUUUGGAGUUCGGCGACUGGAACUAUCCGGUCAUACCGGCACACUACGCGUCGCGUGAAGACAGAUUGUACUAUACGCCGAAGAUGAUCACCGCGUCCACUAACCGUAAUCUCAUUCAACCAACGAAAGAGAACAAACGGUGCCGCAAGAGCCAGAUCCAGGACCUUCAGGAUAAAGUUGUUAAAGGAAAGCACCGUGGCAGUACUGCGAGCAACGGCACAGGCCAGUCGUCGAGCUCCAAGUCACGCGCAGGCAAACUGCGACGACAGGACACGUCAUCAUCCGCAGUUUCUGUGGGUUCAUCCAAGUCUGGGCGAAGCCAACUCGUAGACCUGGUUGUAGAGGACCACGAAGCGGAAGAAGUGGAGCGCGUGAGAGCCCGCAAAGAAGGCGGUCCCGGAUGGAACGAAGCCGAGCCGAAGCACUUUGUGCGCACAUACCCGAAUGAUGGGCAGGAAGAAGAGGUUCGAGAAGGCUUCAAUCCUGAUGAACCGCAGCCGCACCAGCCGGAGAGAGAGCAUAAUUUGGAUGCACCGUUCACCCUCGACGAGGGCGAGGAAUCGGGUGCCAGGAACGAUGAGGUGCGUCUCGAGUCGGACGAGGCAAUGCAAUGGCAGACUCGCAAUCUCAACGAUGACCGCGAGGCCCUGCCCAGCCCGCACUACGGCAGCUUCCGAGAGGAACGCAGCAUCUGGAGCACGAGGGACGAUUAG
Messenger RNA from Lasiodiplodia theobromae, 1992 nucleotides. RefSeq lists its product as uncharacterized. Lineage: Eukaryota; Fungi; Ascomycota; Dothideomycetes; Botryosphaeriales; Botryosphaeriaceae. Bases 1 to 1992 code for a protein of 663 amino acids. The record is from RefSeq and is a predicted model, not a curated record. Gene Ontology annotation, molecular function: transporter activity. The transcript is spliced from 7 exons. Gene Ontology annotation, biological process: transport.